AUGGAGAGAAACGCUGGGAGGCGCGCCAGAUUGACCAGCCGUCCAGAGGCUCAAGCGGGAGCCUUACGACAACAGCCAGCCCAUUUCCAUUACUUCCAAAAGCUGCCGACCCAAAUACGUCUGGUGAUUUGGAGGUUGGCCAUAUGUGACCCCGAGACACCAAGACUUCACUACUACUCCCUGUUCAAUGAGGAACAUGACGGAUACCGACAAAGCUUUCUGCCACGACUCAUAUCCAUCUACAUGAAUCCUCCUGGGCAAAAUAAGAGGCAUGUUCAUCCGAAGGACAAGAAACCAGAACCAGUCGAACGCCGUCAGUUGCGAUCUCAACCGUGCCAACUAACUUGGGCCGAGGCCAAUCGCGUACACUACUACUGGAACGCGGGACUCCGGACUGCUUGUUGGGAAUCGCGCAUCGUUCUGACCCAGUAUUACAAUCGAUAUGGAAAGACCAAGUCGUCAGUCAGAGAAGGGUCUUCUGAAUAUCCAAUACUAAUAGAAAGUUCUCCAUCUGAGGAUUAUCUCUCGUCAGAAAGACCUCUUUCGGCAGAGGAAAAGAACAAGACUGCGCUCAGCCGAACCAUCACUACAUUGCCGGAAAAUGGUGGGAGGGUCUAUCUCGAUUGGUGGACGGCAGAUAUAGUGUGCUUCCGAUUUCCCCAGGAACACAUGGCUGCUUGCGUUUAUUUUGAGUGGGAGAAAUUCCUUACCCGCCUUCCCUUCUUCCAACUUCCUUAUGCCUCAGCUUUGAAUCUUGCCUUUGAGUUUGAAGAUGGCUGGGAGAAGGGCUUAGGGGAGACUAGGGAAACUGUCUGUCAUUAUCUCUCUGAAGCUUCAACAAGAGGUCUUAUGAUGCGGGCUUGGUGGGACUGGUUGACAGGCAGGAUCCCUAUAUGGACCCGUUUGUACCUGAUCAAUCCUCGGAACGACCUUCCCGGACGUCAUAGACUGGCAAAAGGUUUCCGAUACUACUACGAUGCCGUCUAUGGCUCUGAGUACCCCUGCAACAGUACGGACCAUCGUGUUUUCUCCGAUGGCGAGAAAAGAUACGUUGAGAGCUAUGACUGGGAUGAGAGAGGGCGAAACCGUGACAGUAUUGCGGCGCUUGCCGAGUGA
This is a messenger RNA of Clonostachys byssicola, 1116 nucleotides long. Lineage: Eukaryota; Fungi; Ascomycota; Sordariomycetes; Hypocreales; Bionectriaceae. The record is from the annotation of a GenBank genome assembly.